This is a messenger RNA of Octopus bimaculoides (California two-spot octopus), 1895 nucleotides long. RefSeq names its product MIT domain-containing protein 1. NCBI's taxonomy places the organism in Eukaryota, Metazoa, Mollusca, Cephalopoda, Octopoda, Octopodidae. The record is from RefSeq and is a predicted model, not a curated record.
AAUAACCUUCUUCGGCUUUCUUUAACCAAUCUCAGAGGCCCUGAUAGGGGAUAAUGGGCACGUGGCUUAGUGUUGCACUCACUAUCACAAGAUCGUGGUUUCGAUUCCAGAACCGGGGGUGGGGGGGGAGGUUGUGUUCUUUAAUAAAACACUUCAUUUCACGUUACUCCAGUUCACUCAGCUAUAAAUGAGUGACCCGGUGAAGGACUGGCGUCCUGUUCAGGAAGAAUUUUGUUAUCUCAGUCACUUAUACAAUAUAGAAACGAGGUAACGAGUCCUAGGAGUCCCUGCACUUGAGACUAACGUCCAAGGGUUACUUUUACCUUUGGUUAAGCACUAGAAGAAGAAACAAAGUAAGAUUUCGAACUAAUCAACUUUAAAAGCAGAAACGUUUUUUCGUCUUACACCGGUGUUUUAAAAAACUAUUACAGCUUCCUUCUAAUUACUUUCGGUUUCAAGUCUACAUUUUCCUGUUAAAAGCUAAGUUUAAAUUUGCUACAAUGUCGAGAUAAAAAAAAAAGUAUCUAGCAUGGAAGAGUCAGCAAUUAAUGUUCUAAAACGUGCAGUGGUUUUAGACCAAGAGCGGCGGUUUGACCAAGCAAUAGUUUGUUAUGAACAAGGAAUCGGUUUGUUGUUAAAAGCAAUUAAAGGGUUCACUGAUAAUGUCAAGAAAGAGAGGUACCGAACUAAGAUUAAUGAAUACAUGGGUAGAGCAGAGAAGCUUAAACAAGCAAUGAUAAAACUAAAGAAUGCUGAAAAAUUCAAUAAAGUCAUUCAGAUUGAAGAGGACUCCAUUGGUCACAACUAUUCCACAAUAUUCGGGGAUUUACUGGACAUUACCCUGACUGAGGUUGAAAUUGAUGACCCUUAUAUCCGUUCUAAUCAUCAGAUUAUUAACUUCAUACGGUUUUGUGCACUUCUACACAAGUCAGAUGCAAACGUGAGGAAGAUCAUUCUAAACACAAGCUGUGAAAACGACGAAAACAAGCAAUCACAACAGAAACAAGCCUUCUCUGCAAUUAGUAACAACCUCCUACAGAACAACAUUGAAUUAGUGGUCAGCUACAGUAAAACCUUACAUGACCGAGAAAUCAGGUUCAAUAAUGGCUGGAUUGUUAAGAUUGGGCGUGGCCUCGACUACUUCAAAAAUGUUCCUAAAUUCAGCCUUGGUUUCUAUGACUAUGAUCUCCGCCCUUGUCAUGAGACAACUAUUAAUAUUUUCCAUGCCAAGCAUGUGAAGGGAGCUGACGGUUGAAAUUUAUAAACCAAACAGCUAUUUCUUCUUAAAAAACCAGCUAGCAUUCUUAUCGGGUCUAUCAAUUAAUCUUUGGCCCGUUACUAUGGAAACUGCUACUGGUUAGGGUUGGAGUUGAUGCAUUCCUUUUAAGGAGAAGACAGACUUUUUCCAAAGACCAAAUAAUUUUGAACAAAAGAAAAAUCUAUAUUUUUCAAUCUUUUGAAUUGAUUAACUAAUCUCAUCAUCGUCAACUCUUAACAUCCACUUUUCCAUGCUUGCAUGGGUCAGAUGGAAUUUCUUCAGCCAGAUGCCCUUUCUGUCACCAACCUUCACUUGUUGUCAAGCAAAGUAAUAUUUUUCUAUAGCCAUACAUGUUUUUCUAAAGAUGAUCAGCACUAACAAUGGAGGCAUAUUUACAAUCGUCACAUGAUGUCAGAAGAAGCGUACACAUACACACACAUUUCACCUGAUGACAUAGCUUAAAUUCUGCAUUAUUUUGAAAGAAUGUUUUCACAUUUUGUAUGAGUGCUGACAUGUAAGUAGUUUAUUUCUUAUCAAAUAUGAUAAUAUAACUUAUUUACAUGUUUUUGGAAUUAUGAAACAUACUUGUCAUAGUAUUUGGGUUUUUUAUUGUUAAAUAAAGAUUCAUCGAAAUAUU